Lutra lutra (Eurasian river otter) is the source of this 1581-nucleotide messenger RNA. Its product is annotated as speedy protein E4-like. Gene Ontology annotation, biological process: positive regulation of cyclin-dependent protein serine/threonine kinase activity. The transcript is spliced from 7 exons. NCBI's taxonomy places the organism in Eukaryota, Metazoa, Chordata, Mammalia, Carnivora, Mustelidae. The record is from RefSeq and is a predicted model, not a curated record. Gene Ontology annotation, molecular function: protein kinase binding. Bases 45 to 725 code for a protein of 226 amino acids.
GGGUCCAAGUUUUCUGGAAGGACUGAAAGAUCUUGGGAGAAAUCAUGGCCGAUCAUCAACCGUGUUCCCAGUCUGAGGACCAGAGCCCCCAGCCUAGCUCCUCAGGGUACCCCUUUGAUGUGGUGGAUGAAGAAAGCCCGGGACCAUCAGCCCCCUGGGUAGACCCCUGCCCCCUGCCUGAGUCCCCCACAAGGAAGAGAGGAAGGGAUGAGUCAGAUGAGGAGACAGCCCCUGGCGCUAAGGACAUCUGGGUCGUGGAGACACUGUGUGGCCUCAAGAUGAAGUUGAAGAGACAACGGGUGUCUUCAGUGCUCCCUGAACACCACGAGGUCUUCAAAAGGUUGCUUGAGGAUCCUGUCAUUCAAAGAUUUCUGGCCUGGGACAAAAACCUGAGAGUAUCCGACAAGUAUCUCCUGUCUAUGGUCAUAGCUUACUUCGGCCGUGCUGGCCUCUUCUCCUGGCAGUACCAGCGAAUCCACUUCUUCAUAGCCCUCUACCUGGCCAAUGAUAUGGAAGAGGAUAACCAGGCCCCCAAACAGGCCAUCUUUUCAUUCCUCUAUGGGAAGAACCGGUCCCAGCGUCCCUUGUUCCACAAACUGAGAUUCCAAUUCAUACGAUCCAUGGACUGGAAGACCAGGGUGUCUCGAGAAGAGUGUGAAGAGAUCCAGGCUUUUGAUCCAGAUCUGUGGGUGUGGGGGCGAGAUCGCUGCACUCUGAUGCCCUAGGUCUCCCAGGGCCAUGGAGGCCUGAGGUCAUCGGCCUGAAGGAAGAUCCCUGAGCCCAGGGGAGACGCAGGUUUUCAGCAGGAAGUCAAUCCAGACACUAACGACAGGCAUGAGGAAGGAAUAGAGGAGUCUCUUGUGCAGAUAAUCUAGAAGAACCCAGGACCUUCUAGAAUUAGCUGAAGGGGGUUCUCAUAUUGUACUCCGAGGAGGUGGGAGUACCUGUAGGAGUCCAGAGAAGGACAAUAAGAAACCAGGCUUUUUUUCAGUUUCCACCCCUUCCUGGGGAAGCACCAAAUAUUUCAGAUUUUUUAAAUUCAAAUCUCCCUUGAGGUAGGAGUUGGAGAUCCUGUUUUUUACGCAUUGGGACACAGACGAGGAGGAGAUUACUUCAAAAAUAUAAAACGAGAGACAAAGGAUUAUAAUAGCCUAAUAUUAUGCCACGAAUUUCAUUGGUAUAUUUUGAAAAUGUUGCCCUUAGAAUUAUUUUAUUUAUUUUUAUAUUUUAUAUUUAUGUAUUUAUUUUUAAAAGUUCUGAAAUAGUCAUAGUUUUCAAAACAUGUUGUUCCCACAAAGUUUUGUGAUGAGAUUACACUUGUAGAUAAAAUUUUGUUGACAUAUUCAGGAUAGGUUUUUGUGUUUUUACUAUAGUAAUAUAUCUAUCACACUUAUAAUCAGGAAGGUGGUUCCCUCAAGUUAUUACUGUAAAUGUUUCUUUGACAUUUAGUCUUCAUUAUUAAAUUGUGGGAAUCUGUUGUAAUUUUUUUACUUGCCUUGAUGACACGUUUGUAAGUUGUUUUAUGUUAUUUUAGGUUAUUAAAGAGGACACUGCAAUGUGUCUCUUGAGGAAACAUAAUAA